AACGCCGGCUGUCAUAAACGGCCACGACAACUUGAUUUAUAUUGAAGGCAAUUGCUGGACUGAACUAGUGCACUUUUUCAAUUUCUAGGGACAUGCAUACUCAUUCUACGGAUAUCUGAAUAAUGCGCUUCGAAGUUCUCCCGUUCUUCAAAGCUUCAUGACAUACCUGGCCAUACCUCCCCGGAAUCUAGUCACACGCUAGAGGUGAUGGCCCACUCCGAGAUGGAAGCAGCGAAGGCCUAAUGCUGCGCAGUGCGGAAACAUCUUGUAGGCCAGGACCGUGACAUGGUAGGUUGGUAAUUGUUGUUAUAUGAGCUCUUAAGGUGAGAGUCCGUGGUACUUGACAGGCCCUGGUCUUGUGAACGUCUCUCCAUGACGUGUGUAACGUGAGAAAAGGAAUUCUUGUCUACUACGUUGGCAGUCGCAUGCAGUAGGCCGAGGUACAAAUCCUCGCUGACCCUCUCGAUUGCUUAAAGGACAAACAAUCAGAACGAUCAGAAAUCGGUGCUUGUAUGCACACGCCAGGCUUAGACAUUUUCACCGUCAUUCCGCCGGCUGUGGAGACAAGGGACAUCUAGUUGAUAUGUUCCGUUGUGGCGUAACGAUUGCACCUAUCCGUAUAUGUCACUACUGAACCUCUUGCGCCCGGCAUGGCCAAAGAAGUUUGUUCAUCACCAGUCAAAGAGCGCCGACAAUCGAUAUCCACCGAGGACCGCUCCGAAAGGCAUUCAUCCUGGCCGAUGUAUAACGGCCGUCCCUGCAGAGGAAUCUAAAUUAAAACCAUGGCCCACAUGUUACAGAAGCUUCAGUAUGGAGGCUUGUCGAUAGCCUCUUUGGGAGAGGGCCAGAUUCAUACCGGAUGUAUGGCUUCUCCAGCCAUUCUCACACCCGAUAGAUGGGGUCCGCUCGCAAAGUCUACUUGAGUUAGCCCGAGAGGUAUCGGAAAGAUGUGACCAUUCCCCAGUGCCUCUCCGUCUAUCUCAACACUCACAAUGCCGGGUUGUACUCAAGACACAGCGUUUGGGCCAGGAUCGACUUGUAGAGACCUUGAUUUCACUCUGAAGUUCGAACAAAUCAUUCUCUCUUUCGCUGCAGAUAUCGUGUUUCUCAUCCUCUGUGCUACUCGUCUCGUGUAUCUCUCGCGACAAGCCUCAAAACUAGAGUCACCGGGAUGGUUUCAUCUUUGUCUCAAGAUACUUAUGAUAGUCAUGACGAUCGUGUUCAACGCAACGAGUCUUCCGUUCCUCCUACGUGCCCGUAACGAUGGAGUCAUGUCUCUCUGGGUCGCUGGACCGGCGAUUCAAUUGGUUUCUGCAAUACCUCUCGGCGUUCUCGUUGUUAUAGAACACUUCCGCUCCGUCACUCCUAGCUCCGUUGUCGUCAGCUAUACUCUGAUCAAGACCAUAUUCACGUCAACUACCUUGCGGACCUAUGCGAAGAUAGACCUAUUCACGAAUGCUCGAAAUGCUGCGAUAUUUUCAACUCUUACUACAGCAUCGUAUGGUAUUCUUUUCUAUGUCGAGAUAUUAGAGAAACGAAGGUUACUGCGACAGAAGAAUCUACCCAAGGAAUCAACUUCAAGCUUCCUUACGCGUUCUGCAUACAUAUGGUUGCUCCCGUUCUUAUGGAGAGGCAGAACGAAAGUCUUGACUGUAGAUGACUGCAACGCCAUUCCGGAAGAAUUCGGUGCUUGCGCUUCAGGCUCACGCUUGCAGGAAGCUUUAGAGAAGACUCCCAAGGGAUCUUUCUUCCUGUUGCGCGCGUCGUUCAGAGCCUUUGGACCCUCCUUCCUUUCUCCGGUUAUUCCCCGUAUCAUCCUACUUCUUUCGACUUUCGCCCAGCCUUUGCUCGUUACUCAGAUGAUCAGUUUUGUCUCCGAUUCCAAUCGGUCUGCUGAGGAAGGAUGGGCCCUUGUUGGUGGCUUUGUCUGUGUGUACGGGAUAAUGGCGCUUGCUACAUCACUUUACUGGGAGAAGGUCUUCGAUUUGACGGUGUUGUAUCGAGGCGCACUUGUUCGCAACAUUUACACAAAGAGUUUAAGGUUGUCAUCAUACAGGGCCCGAUCAUUAGGUAGCGGCGUCGCUAGCACUUACAUGUCCGUGGAUGUCGAGCGGAUAUGCCAAGGUACAGAGUUCUUCCACGAGAUGUGGGCCUCUUUCCUCUCUGUCAUACUCGCAGUCAUCGUCGUAUACUCUCAGGCAACCUGGCCGGCGUUCCUACCUCUGGUGGUAACAACAUUGUUGAUCACAGCAGCGUCGCGAAUCAGCAAACACCUUGGUGCGCAACAAAGCGCUUGGCUCGCAGCAACAGACAGACGUGUUAAAUUCCUAUCUUCAAUUAUCAAUAAGUUCCUACCGAUCAAGUGGGCUAACUAUGAGGAUAUUUUGGCGCAGCGAGUAGCAGAGUUGAGAGCCAAGGAAAUGAAGGAGGCAAAUACAUUCUUUGUCUAUUUUACCGUUGUCGCGUCCUUGUCCUUGACCUCCGGCUCGCUAUGUACACUCGCUGUUCUUGGCCCUUACGCAGCGAUUGCAGGGCAUCACGGACACGGACCUCUCGACGUCAAUCACGUGUUCACAAUCGUGACAGCUGUAAACCUGCUGAACUUUCCGUUGAAUAUGCUCGGCCAAUAUUUGCCUAUUCUUGUCGCGUCGUAUGCUUCACUCAAGCGUAUCGAAAGCUUCUUGCUUCUCGAUGAGAAGAGUGACGAUGAAGAUGAGGAACUCGAGGAUGAUUCUGAUAAGGAUCCGUCUCUAAAUGAGAAAGCAAUGCAAACUCUGAAGCCUGAUGAUCACUUUACUCCUAUUAUCAUGAGCUCUGCGUCUUUCUCAUGGGAUCCCGAAGCAGACGCUUUUCUCAAGGACGUAACUGUGGAGUUUAACACGUCUCAACUGCACAUUUGCGCUGGAUCUGUCGCAUCGGGCAAAUCACUCUUGCUAUUGUCAAUUCUUGGUGAGACAGUCCUGAGGGGCGGUCGUUACGCUCGUCCUCCCAUUCGUUUCGCCUAUGCUUCUCAAGAUGCGCUCAUCGUCACCGGGACAAUACGAGACAAUAUCCUAUUUGGUACCGAGUUCGACGAGAGACGAUAUCUUAAGGUACUUGAAGCAUGUGCGUUAACCUCAGAAGUGCAAAAGUUCCGAGCGGGGGAUCAAACGAUGCUUGGGGAGAAAGGUAGUAGGUUGAGCGGCGGACAGAGACAGCGUGUGACUCUCGCUCGUGCAGUUUAUGCUAAUGCACCUUGGACCCUAUUGGAUGACCCUCUGAGUGCGCUCGAUGCUCAUACUGAGACCCGUGUUUUCUCAUCGCUCUUUGGCCCGAAUGGCUUGUUACAAGGGCGUGCGGUCAUUCUGGUAACUCACAACGUCAAACACCUUAGGUCUGCUGGACACAUCCUUGUGAUGGAAGAAGGCCGGCUACGGCACAACGGUACACUUCAGGAGAUCGUUGACGCAGGGUAUGACUUGAAAGUCAUCGAAACUAGCCAUUCGGGUGAUGAGAACUCUAAGGCGGUUGAUCAAACCUUCGAGGACAAAUCAGCAGAGGAGAAGUCUUCAACCGAGGAGAGUGUGAUCUCGAAAACCUCUCUUGGCUUCAGACCCUACAUCUUCUAUGCACAGAUGGCUACUUGGAAGCAGGCCGUUAUGGGUUUGCUUCUCGUCGCACUGACUGGUGUCAUGAAACUUGGUCUACAGGUCUACCUCAAAGAGUGGUCUACAACGAAUGAUGCGCAUGCCGAUGCUUGGAUUGGCGGUUAUGCUGGAUUCAACUUUGUUUGGGUUGUUACAAAUAUCAUUGCGAUCUGGCAGUUUACCUGCAUCAUGGCGAAUACUACUGGGAAGACCGUUCAUAGCGCCGAAGUCAAGUCACUGUUUGCUGCGCUGCCGACAUAUUUUAUGUCUACGCCUGCUGGUACAAUUAUCAACCGCUUGUCCCAGGAUGUGUUCCUUAUGGACUACGAAUUUACACUGGCUUUGAUCAACUGGACUCUGCAACUCGUCACUCUGCUCGGGAUGCUUGUCUUUAUCUUUGUCGCCACGCCAUGGUUAACAUUGUCUGUCAUACCGCUUGGUCUGCUGUACUACGGAACACUUGUCUUCUACACUGCAACCUCUACACAGCUUCAGCAUCUACAAAUCGCAAGCAAGUCUCCUUUGUAUACGCUCUUUUCCUCCACAAUGACUGGGCUUGAGACGAUCCGUGCAUAUGGCGCUGAAGUGUACUUCUGGAAGCAGAAUGAUAUGUACCUAGAUCGAAGCCAGAAACCAUUCUAUCUUAGAUUUGCUGGCAUGAGAUUCCUGAGAACAGUCCUCUCUCUGAUUUCCUUUGUUGUGGCUGUUGGACUUGCUAUUCUCUCUGUAGCUUUGAGGCACUCCACUGAUCCCUCACUUCUGGGUCUGGGAUUAUCUAACUUAACCAACCUGGCUCUUCAGCUAUCUCUUCUUCUUAUGACAUUUGCCAAUCUUGAGAAUGGUUCAGUUGCUGUCUCUAGGAUUCAUGAAGUGGUUUCUUUGCCUCCUGAAGAUACUUCAACAUCAACAAAAGUCUCCUUGUCAGUUCCAACAAAUUGGCCCUCAACUGGAGAGAUCAAAUUUGAGAAUGUCCAAUUGCAAUACAAGCCUGAUCUUUCACCUGUUCUGCAUGAUAUUUCUUUCCAUGUUAAAGCUGGACAGAGGGUUGGAAUUUGUGGACAGUCAGGUUCUGGAAAGAGCAGUCUUAUACUUGCUCUUUUCCAUGGUCUUCAAACUCCUUUGAUUUCUGGCAAGAUCACAAUUGAUGGACUUGAGGCAAGCUCAACCUCUCUGAGAGCAUGGCGGCAGGCAAUGAGUCUGGUUGUACAGGAUGCCUUUCUCUGGCAUGCAUCUCUGAGAGACAAUUUGGAUCCAGAGAGACAGCUAUCUGAUGUAGACAUUUGGAGUGCUCUUGAGCAUGUGGGUAUGAAGGAUGCAGUGACAACACUUCCAGACAAGCUGGACACUGUUAUUGAGGAUGGUGGUUCAUUGUCCAAAGGCCAGAAACAACUACUUUGUCUUGCCAGAGUUCUCCUGCACAAGAGGAAAAUUGUGGUUCUUGAUGAAGCCAGCAGCAGUCUUGAUGUGAAGACGGAUGAGAAGAUGCAUGAGGUCAUCAAUACGGAGUUAGCUGGCUGCACGAUUCUUGCUGUUGCUCACCGCAUUGCAACUAUUAUUGACUACGACUGGAUCCUAGUUAUGCACGAAGGUAUCAUCGUGGAAAGCGGGACCCCACAGGAAUUGUUGGGCCUUCCAGCGUCGAAGUUCGCCGCACUUGCGUCCAACCAGGGACUGAUCAGCACGAGUCAGGUAUGAUCAUUGACGAAAUCCGAGAACGUGUAGAAUUAGUGUGAAUAUUAGAGUAAGCUGUUCGAGAGCCAUCGCCUGUAUUAGCCUUCUCGGUCGUGGACACAUUGGCGCUAACUUGAAAGCUGCGCUUGUUCGCUUUGACCAUGAUGGCGCAUCGCCCAACCCAACCCAGUUUGUUUUUGUACUACAACCUACUUUCUUUUCCUCGCUACAACUCUUCCUCAAUAACCACGAAUUAACAUCUUCAUGAAACGU
This is a messenger RNA of Somion occarium, 5570 nucleotides long. Lineage: Eukaryota; Fungi; Basidiomycota; Agaricomycetes; Polyporales; Cerrenaceae. The record is from the annotation of a GenBank genome assembly.